Xenopus laevis (African clawed frog) is the source of this 1499-nucleotide messenger RNA. RefSeq lists its product as uncharacterized. Lineage: Eukaryota; Metazoa; Chordata; Amphibia; Anura; Pipidae. The coding region runs from base 357 to 1280 and encodes 307 amino acids. The record is from RefSeq and is a predicted model, not a curated record. The transcript is spliced from 2 exons.
ACCCCUUUAAUAAAGACUUGUUUGUAUUUUUAACAAAUCUGUGGGUGCUGGAGCUUCCUUCUGGUUUUGCUGAACUAUAGCUUGACACCCAGGUAUUUAAUUUUGUUGGUAAGUGCCUCUUUAUUCAUACACACACACACACCAUGGAGGAGCACAACUUUACAGAAUGCCAUGGCCAAUACAUAUAAUAUUUUAAUUAACCAGUGUAGUUAUAUUUCAGUCAAAAAGUACUGUCUACAUUUACAUUAUACUGUACAUUUGCAACACUAGUACUGUCAAGCUUUAAAACAUUGUCUUCCUUUUUUUAAAGAUUUUUCCACACUUUGAAAUAUCAAUUUUUGGAAGGAAAAGCAAACAUGAGAUUAGAUAUGUUAGUUUGUCUGCUAACUGGCAAAGUUGAGAAAUAUUACAAGCAUUUAACUGAACUUCACAAGGCUGGCCGUAUAUCAAGUUCACAAGAAAAGCAGGACAUUUUCGGUACAGUGGAGAAAAUGAUACAGAAAGGACUUGAAGCAAAUAUUCAUCACAAAGGGGAAGGGAAUUAUUGCAUUCCAUCUGAGAGUCAACCAGCAAAAUAUCACAAUGUAAAUGUAAUUUAUAACAUUUGUGAUUGCUGGUUUUCAUUGAUGGGCAAUAUUUGCAAACACAUUGCAUUUGCCAAAACUCUCCUGUCAAGGGAAAACAUUUCUUUAGACCAGCUCAGAAAGUCUGAAUGUAAUUUAUUAAUAAAAAGAAGAAUGUAUAUCCAGGAAGGAGCAACACUUAUUAUUAACAGAGAUGAUGAAAUGAGCAUAGUCCAUAAGAGUAAGUGCUCUUGUAGGACAAACAGUUUUGGAGAGACAUGUGUAUGCAUUAUGUUUGCCAUUGCUCUAAAAAACUCUACCAGCAAACCAACAAAACAUACAGCAGGUACACUUCAAGCUGUAGAUGAACUAAAAAUGUCCAAACCAGCUAUUCCAUUUCAAGAUACUUUUGAAAUUGAAGAAGAAUUAGACACUGUUACACCAACUGUCCUAUCUACCCAGAAUUUGGUUCAAGAUUUAUAUACAUGGGUUAAUAGCGAGUCUUUUGCUUAUAACAAAGCAUUACAUAACACACUUAAAAAAGCACAUGCAAUUGUCUUUUCAAACUUUGAAACAAAAAGCAGAAAAAAGAACAUUGUUCCCAUACGAUUUCAAAGAGCUAAACUGAGGGAAAACAAAAAUAUUCAUUCAAGCAUUUCUUCUUAUAGAAGGAAAAAAAAGAAUUAUCGUAAAGGGUUUUUUUCUCAAAAGAAAUAAAAAGACACUUUGAACUGUAGGAUGCUUCCUCAAUAAUAUUGCUAAAAACUGUGUAGUAAACUAUAUUGUAAUAAAAUUAUUACAUUUUAUAUCAGAAAAAAGUUUUUUUGUUUUGUAAGAGAAAUGUUAUCUUAUGUGUGUCCCAAGUACACAUUUCAUAUGCUGCAUUCCUAAUUAAUAAGGAAAAAGGCAGUAGUAAAAUCAUCCCAUACACCAAUU